Messenger RNA from Octopus sinensis (East Asian common octopus), 1654 nucleotides. RefSeq names its product zinc finger protein 239-like. Lineage: Eukaryota; Metazoa; Mollusca; Cephalopoda; Octopoda; Octopodidae. Gene Ontology annotation, cellular component: nucleus. Bases 24 to 1151 code for a protein of 375 amino acids. Gene Ontology annotation, biological process: regulation of transcription by RNA polymerase II. The record is from RefSeq and is a predicted model, not a curated record. The transcript is spliced from 2 exons. Gene Ontology annotation, molecular function: RNA polymerase II cis-regulatory region sequence-specific DNA binding; DNA-binding transcription activator activity, RNA polymerase II-specific.
AAGGUUUGUCCGGGGAAUCGUUUAUGUCAUUACACAGAAAUAUUUCUGAUUGUCGUUGUGAGAUUUGUGGGAAAAAAUUCCCUUCUGAGCACGAAGUUUCCGCCCACAAACAAAUACACAGCAGAGAAAAAUCGUUUCGUUGUGGGACCUGUGGGAAAGCAUUCGCCCAGAAUUCCAAACUUAUUAUCCACGUACGAAGCCAUACGGGCGUGAAACCGUAUCACUGUGAGAUUUGUGGGAAAAAAUUUCCUUCUGAGCUCGAAGUUUCCGCCCACAAACAAAUACACAGCAGAGAAAAAUCGUUUGACUGUGGGACUUGUGGGAAAUCAUUCGCCCAGAACUCAAAGCUUAUUAUCCAUGUACGAAGCCACACGGGAGUGAAACCGUAUCACUGUGAUAUCUGUGGGAAAUCUUUCGUCAUUAAAAGUUAUUUAACAGCACAUAGACUUAUACACACAGGGAAAAAACCUUUCCGUUGUGAAAUCUGUGGGAAAUGUUUUAUCUCCAGCAGUUGUUUGACAAGGCAUAAACGAGUCCACACGGGAGAAAAGCCGUUUCGUUGUGAAGUUUGUGGGAAAUGUUUCACUCAGAAUUCUCAUCUUGUUGUUCACAAAACAACGCAUACAGAAGAAAAACCUUAUCCUUGUGAAAUGUGUGGGAAAUGUUUUGUGAACAAUAGUAAUUUAAGAACACACAUGAAGAUACACAACAGAGGAAACCCGUUUGAGUGUGAUGUAUGUGGUAAGUCCUUUCACGAUAAGAGUAAUUUAACGACACAUAAACGAAUCCACAGCGGGGAGAAACCGUUCCACUGUGAGAUUUGUGGUAAAGCUUUUACUCAGAAUUCCCAUCUUGCGAUCCACAAACGGAGCCAUACGGGAGAAAAGCCCUUCUACUGUGAAUUAUGUUCGAAGUCUUUUAUUUCCAACAGUGAUCUGACGAAACACCAAAGGGUCCAUGCGGGAGUGAAACCUUAUCGAUGUGAAUUGUGCGGAAAAUCUUUUCGUGAUAAUAGUAAUUUAACAACUCAUAAACGAAUACACUCUGGAAAAAACUUACAUGGCUGUGAAUUAUGUGGGAAAACCUUUAUUAAUAAUUCAAAGCUUGUUGUCCAUAUACGAAGUCAUACGGGAGAGAAACCUUAUCACUGAUAUCUGCGGCAAGUCCUUUUUGGCCAGUAGUUAUAUAACAGCACACAAAAUUAUACACACUGGAGGAAAACCCUUCUACUGUCAAGUAUGUGGCAAGUCUUUUGCGUAUAAUAGUAAUUUAACAAGGCACAAACAGAUACAUGCUGGAGGGGAUCUAAUUUUCAACUGUGAAACAUGAGAACUGUUUCUUUCACAAAUCUGUUGCGAGACCCAUUUUUGUUCUGACAUUUUAACUGUGAAUUAUGUGGGAAAACCGUGGAGGCACAAUGGCCCAGUGGUUAGGGCAGUGGACUCGCGGUCGUAGCAUGGGAUCUAAUUUUCGACUGAAACAUGAGAAUUGUUUCUUUCACAAAUCUGUUGUGAGACCCAUUUUUGUUCUGACAUUUUAACUGUGAAUUAUGAAGGCGCGUGGCUCAGUGGUUAGAGCGUGGAGCUUACGAUCGUGAGGUUGUGAGCUUGAAUCCCGGACCGGGCUGCGUGUUGUGUUCUUGAGCAAGACACUU